GUGCACCUGGCCCCACGCGCGGCCGCCUCUCCCCUGCACCUGGCCCCACCCACGUCCUCCUCCUCCUCCUCCUCCUCCUCCUCCUCCUCCUCCUCCUCCUCCCCACAGCACUUUGUCCUUGUCCUCGGACGCGGCGCACCUGGCCCCACCCGCGGCCUCAGUCUCGGGCUCCACCUCCUCCUCCUCCAUCCUCCCCCGCGCCAAGCACCAGGUCCUUGUCCUCCGACACGCGGCGCACCUGCGCACCUGGUCCCACGCGCGGCCUCCUCCACCCAGCGCGUGGUUCUCAUCCUCCGACACGGCCCACCUGACCCAGCCCACGCGCAGACUCCUCCCGGCACUUGGCCCUCAUCCUCGCCUCGCCCCAGCGGACACAGCCCGCCCUGCCCAGAGGGUCCCGGAGAGCAGGGCCUCAGCGAUAAACCAAAGCUGCUUCCUGGUCCAUUUGCUCCUCUCCAUAAAAGAAUUUUGAAAAAGUAUGCACCAAAUACGCAUGCUUAAUAAUUUUAAGUAGUUGCAAAGCUUUAAUUUCUGAUGUCUUGAGGACAUUUUGAAACUGUUAAAUAUGCUUUAAAAUUAUGUCCAGUAGCUCAAAAAACAGUAGAAAUAGCCAUUCUCCAUCUUAAAAAAUUAUGAACAAACUCCUUGUUUAAAAGUCAGACAUUUUACAUUCUGUUCUCCUUCAGCGUCUUUCCAUUCCACUUCCUGCAACAAAACAGUAUGCUAAAGUAAGACAUUUUUAUACUAAACCAUUUUUACUGAUCACUGUUUUUGUUUGGUUGGGUUUUUUUGUUUUGGCAAGAGACCCAUACAAAUACAGUCCACGUCCUCAUUCAUUCACGGAUUCUGUGCAAAUUCACCUACUCGAUAAAAUUUGUUUGUAACCCCAAAAUCAAUACUGGUGGCACUUUCCCAGUCAUUCACAGACAUGACACACAUUCCCAGCUAAACUUGAACAAGACCGUGCUCUGCCCUCUUGCUUCAGCUCCUAAGGUAAGCAGAUGUCCUUUUCACUGUCUACUGGCAUCACGUUUUUCACAUUUUUGUGGUUCUUCUUGGUGACUUUGCUAUUUUAAAUGGCCCCCAAGCGUAGCGCUAAAGCACUGUCUAAUGUUCCUAAGCGCAAAAAGGCUGUGAUGUGCCUUACAGAGAAAAUACGUGUGUUAGAUAAGCUUCGUUCAGGCCUGAGUUACAGUGCUGUUGGCCGUGAGUUCAACGUUAAUGAAUCAACAAUACGGUACAUCCAGAAAAAGGAAGAUGAUAUUCGCCGAUCUGUACGUGAGGCUGCUCCAGAAAGUGCUAAAGUAACAUCUAUAGUGCGUGAUGCGGCUAUGGAAAAGAUGGAAAAGCAGCUAAAUUUGUGGAUUCAGGAGAUGACAACCAAUAAAAAGAGCAUGGUAGACAGUGUUGUUGUGAGGCUGAAAGCCAAGGAAAUUUACAGUCAUGUUACCCAGGGUCAGGAAAAGGUUAAACCCUUCUCAGCUAGUGCAGGCUGGCUUGCACGUUUCAAAAGGCGAUACCACAUGAAAAACGUUAAACUUGGACGGAAGGCAGGUCCUGCAGACGAGGAAGCUGCAGAAGAAUUUAAAAAGUAUCUGCUAAGCAUUAUACAUGAAAAGGGUUAUAUGGAAGAGCAGGUUUUCAACGCUGAUGAGACAGGCUUGUUUUACAAGAAUGUUGGCAGACGAACCUAUAUAAUGCAAAUGGCCUCCAAGGCUCCUGGCUUUAAAUCAUUCAAAGACCGUGCAACCUUGCUAUUAUGUGCCAAUGCCAAGGGUGACUUUAAGUGCAAACCCCUCAUGGUACACAGAGCACAAAACCCUCGAGCACUUCGAGGGAAAAAUCUGAACCGUAUGCCAGUCCAUUGGAGGUGGAACAAAAAGGCAUGGAUGGCGUCUGAAAUAUUCUGGGAUUGGUUCCACAACUGCUUCAUCCCAGAAGCUGAACGCUACCUCCAUAGCAAAAACCUUGCCUUCAGGAUUUUACUAAUUUUGGAUAGUGCCCCAGUUCAUUGCCAUGAAGAACUUGAAAAUGCCCACCCUGACAUAGAAGUUCUCUUCAUGCCCCCAAACACUGCUUCUCUCAUCCAACCCCUCAGUCAGGGGAUAAUAAAAGCUUUCAAGGCCCACUACACCAGGGAGCUUUAUAGCAAGGCUUUUGAGGCUCUUGAUGCCAACGAGGAAACCACCAUGAUGGACUACUGGAAUUCCGUCACGAUACGCAACGUUAUAGAUUAUAUCAGCACAGCGUGGGACAGCAUCAGGCAGGCUACUAUUAAUAACUGUUGGGCAAAUGUUUGGCCAGACUGCGUGAAAACUUUUGAAGGCUUUGAAGGUGUUAGAGAAAAUAUAAAGAACAGUGUGGAAAACAUAAUGCAUAUUGCACAGCAAAUAAGUGGAGAAGGCUUCAGAGACAUGAGGGAGGGAGAUGUGGAGGACAUUUUGGCAGAAAUGGCAGUAGAACCCACCAACAAAGACCUGGAUGAGAUAGCAAAGCAUGGCACUGGCAUCAGCGAUGAUGAUGGCAGUGAUGAAGGUCAGCCUAAGACUCCAAGAAUUGUCCCUCUCACAGCAGCCAAAAUAGCAGAAUGGAAUUCUGCUCUGGAAAAAAUUUUCCAUGACAUGGAAGAAUGUGACCCCGUGCUCGAACGGAGCCUCACAUUUAAGCGCCUCACCUCCACUGCAUUCGUCCCUUAUGCAGAAACACUUAAAGAUUUGAGGCGAAAAGCCAAGCAGACGAGGCUGAAGGAAUUUUUCAAGCCAGUUUGGGAGGGAGAGUUGCCGACACCAUCAACACAUUGUGAAAGCCGAACUCCUGAGGUAGAGCUGUCCGAUCUCACAUGUCACCCUCACUGACUUCUUCCUCUUCUGCCGAGUACGUCACCUACUCUGUCUUGGUUUUUGUGGGGCAAGCCAAGGUCUAGAGAUUUAACCACACUGCCCACUGCCCCAUCACAAAGCCCACAGCUCCACCACAAGUAAGGUUUUAACGUUUUCACAAAAUUUCAAGCGUUCAAGUUUCGCAUAAUGCUGUGUUCAGGGCUGGCUUUCUUACAUUACCGUACUAUGCAGCAUACAGUAUUGCUGAGUGUGCACCGUGUGCAACUGAACUGAAGAGGUAAACAGUUCAUGGUGCUGUAACUGAAAUUGUGUUGUACUAUGAAGAAACCCUGCAUGCAACUAAUUAUUUGUAAGGAACAUGUAUUAAAUAAGCCGUCUCCAAGGGGAAAUACACCUAAAACAAGAUUAUGUGUUGACUGGUUGACAAAACCUUGCAAUGUCUAUCUGGAAGGAAAUUAACCGGGUAUUUGCCCUAGGAAGAGUGGUUCAGUAGUUGCUAAUUCAGUGUUCACAGUGACUUCGUAGAACACAACUACCACAAGUAACGAGAAUCAACUCUACCUUUAAGGUUAGUAAAGAUCUAAUUGUUACAAUUGUUCUUCUAAAUUAAACACAACUAUUAUGAGCACGCAAACAACGGGAACAAUACCUUCAAGUUUCUGAGGAAAAUUUAUCAAAUGUAAAAGUAAAACUUUAUUUGGAAAUGUAUGUCCUAAUGAAAUGUAUAGCAUUGUGGUGGUGGUGGUGGUGGUGUUUUAAUUAGCUCAUUUACCCAUGGACAACUAUCACUUAUUGCUAGAAGGAGGUACAGUCCAGCAUUAGUUCUGGUCCUGUCUUGGGCGGGGGUUGUAUGCAAACACUGAGAAACCUUGUUCCUAAAAAUAAGUAAAUAAGAAAUGGAAAGGGUUUUGUUAUGUAACUGGAUUUUUUGAUGCCUUCUGAAUGACAUAGCCAAAGUCUAGACAUAAUCUAUCCUAAAUAAAAUUUUGAAAUCCUCAGUUAACAGCAUGAUUCGGGUCUCCUGCAAUCUCUAUGAAAGCUAGCAAGUAGAAACCCCUGAGCUGCACGAUUCCAGACGUUAGUGUCAUUCACGUCUCAACACCAUGGAUACCUACUGGUUACACAGCUGGGAGGUUUUCCACCUUGCAGCAGUGUGCCUCAAGGAGACAACAAAUGAGUGUACGGUCUGCCUUUCUUAUGUGAACUGGGAGAAGUGGGUGUUGGGACAGCUGAACCCACUCAUUGCAUUCCCAGACCUCAGGCACCUUCUCAGGCAAGUCAGUUACAAGUGAGUGCAUGUGCAAGCCAAGGAACUGAACUCCUUUAAGUCUCCACUUGCAUGCAUGUGGGUGCAUGGAGCUGGCUCAUUCAAAGAAUACUGUACAGACAACACACGUUUGGAAAACAGUAAUAACUACUGCCUGACCCUGUAACAUACAUACUGACCUUGGACAUGACACUUGACCCCUCUGGGUCUAUGCCCUCAUCGUCCCAAUUUGAGGCUCAGCCUUUCUCACAGAACUGAUGGCAGGAUCAAAUGGAUACCAAGUUAGUUCAACAACACGGACCUGGACUCCAUGCCAGAGCACGUGAUAAGCACUGUGACUGCAAAGGAGAGAGAGACAAGGCCCUGCCCUCAGGGAGGGAGGGAGGAAUCGCACACAACACGGCAAGGGGCCAUAGAAGCACAGAGAAAACAAACGGGAGUUCUAUGGGGGACACAGGGGAGGCCAGAGGCCUAACCAACAAAAAGGACAUCUGAGUUAGAGCUAUAAGGGUGAAAAGACAGAUGGAACUGCAUUUUCAAAGGUGUGACAUUUGAGAAGCCCGUGGUGUUUUCGAGGAUGAUGAGCCCUCAGGGGCAGCUGAGGUCAUGGGGCACAGCCUGCAGUGGAAGGGCUACAUAUGAGAUGAUGAUGUAAAAGACAUUUAAGGUCCCCUGCGUAUUUCAGUAAAGAAGCUACGUGAACAACAGUAAGCGUCAUCAGGUAAAUGCAAAUUAAAACCUCAGACAACACUACACACCCACCAAAAUGGAUAUUGUGGAAAAGGUCAACAGUAUCAAGUGUUGGUGAGGAUGGAAAGCAGCUGGAGCCCAACACGUGACUGAUGGGAGUGUAAAAUCACACACUUGGAAAAUUGGCAGCUUCUCAAAAAGUUAAGCAUACCUAAGCCCAGCAAUUCCUCUCCUAGGUACUUACCUGAGAGAGAUGAAAACACAUCCACAAAAAGCCACGUAUAAGAACAUUCACAGGAGCCUUACAUAAAAUUGCCAAUGCCUCACAACCCAAAGGCGAACACUUCUCAGGGCAAUCACCAGUGACCGCCUUCCGAUGACCAACAAUAGCCCAAUUCACUCCCCAGAAAUCCUGUCCCAAGUUCCCCACAGUAAUUAGCUCCAGGCUUUCCAAUCAAGAACUCUAAUCAGUCAAAGGCACAGAGUCCCAAAACCAUUGUGAUCUUCCUUUUGAAAUACGGCUUUUGUACUCCAUAUUUGAUAAAGGAUGUGUCAGAUGCUCUGAGAACUGGCAAUAAACUAAAUCACAGCAAUGUCACAGUCACACUUCAGGGACCUCCACAGCUGUCCAGUUUCCCUCUCAACUCUUCUCUACCACCCACUCCACGCUGGGAACAACCAGCUCCACCCUUGGUCCAAGCAAAGUGCCAACUGAGGCAGCUAGCUGCCUUCUCUCCAACUGAAAGUGUUUCGAGAGUCUGAGUUCACAAAACUUCCUAGGAAAGAAUAGGCACUUGUAGCAACACAUCUAAUUUAAGCAGGUUCUACGCACCACAACAAUUAGGAUCAAGAGUAUAGAAAACUGUCACAGCGUAUGCUAUCUGGGAAAUGCUUAACUGCCCAGGAUUGUACUUCCCAGAGAUUCUGACUGAGUAGGUUUCAAGUAUAUUCCAGAAGUUGAGGGCAGGGUGGGUGUCUGAAAUUCCCCAUCUGCCUGAUUUUCACCCAAGUCUGGAACACUGGUAUGGUAUAAUUCAGUGUUUCUCAAACAAACAUGCAUCAGAAUCAUCUAGAGUGACAUUACUACAUCCUGCCAGAGUUCCAUCCGUAGAUCUGGAGUGAAACCCAAGGACGUGGCUUUCUGACAUUCCUAGGAGAUGCUGAUGGUAGCAGGACCAUACGCAGAGAACUAGUGGCAGAUGUAGAUUAAACCAUUAAUCAAGAAAUUUUGUUUAUUCCCCCCACUGGGAAAACAAAUUCCCAGCCACAGAACAUCAACAGCCUCAUGACCACAGCUACCAAGAAUCACUUCCUCUGAACACCUGUGGCUCUGUCUGCAGCCCCCAGCCUGUAGCCAGAUUUGCUUGUGCAGAUCUCUCCCAUUAGACAUGAGCUCCCUAUUAAAUAGCAUACUGCCCGCUUAGGUCACUAAACUCAUUGAUCUGUGAGAGGACCUCAGCGUAGAAAGUCAGAGAACAUGAGGCAGUUCCGUUCCUCAGAGACGAGGAAGCAGAGGCUGAGAAGAAAUGACCUGCUCGAGUUUAUGCAGCCCGCGUACUUCACCAGCCUGCUCGAGGAGGCAGACCUCUGAUGACUGCAGGAACCCGGCUCCCCUGCCCUCACUUGUGGGGAUUUGGCCAACCAGAAGCACUACGGGAGCCAGGUGGCAGCUGCCUGACAGCCACAGUGACAUGCUGGAGCUGCUCCCAAAAGGGCCUAUGUGCACCCCCCGACCCCCAGCCCCGCCAGCUCUGUGUUCAGUAACAUCAUAUCUGUCGCUGGAAUCGGCCAUAGUACAAGUAUUUACACCGCAGAAAUUGGCAGAUACUACAAAUGAGGGCUCCACACCACAGGAAGCCCAUUGUUAAGUCUUUACCAACACACCACUGGCUGCAGACCACGGCUCCCACUGGGAGCUCUCACCAGCUCCAGUAACACAUUUCCCCCACUUUUCCCUUCAGGCUUAGGGGGAGUUGUGGCUUCCUGGGGUGCUUCCACGUCUCUUACUGGUUGUCCUUACCCCUGCCCACACUCUGUCAACAGCUUCUUCAUUAAACUCUUCAACCACCUCUACUACUGCACCGUCCCUUUGCUGCUGGGACCCUAACCCAGUGAACUGCCUGGCAGUAGAGUUAAAAAUAGAACAGCGCCCACGCUGACAGCAGAAGAUGGGAACCAAUUUGGAGAAAGGAUUCAGUCCAUUAUGGUACGGUACUUCCACAGAGCACCACCCACCACAGAGCCUUUAAAAAGAUGGCAGCUUUAAUUACCGAUACACUACAAUCUCCUAGUGAUAAUCAGUGGGGGAAAGGAACAUGGGGAAUGGUAUGCAUAACAUGCUACCUUCAGUGUUAAAAAAAAAAAAAGAGAAGGACAAGAAGAAAACGUGCAUGGGUGUUUAGAAAUGCGUGGUACCUCUCUGGAAGUACAUGCCAGGUACUUUUAACAGGAGUUACCUCCUGCAAAAGGAAUGGGGGCCUGAAGGAGAGGGAAAGAAAGGGGACUUGCUUUUCACUUUGUAUGUUUUUGUGCCCUGUGAAUUUUAUACAACAUGUAAGUAUUAUGAAUAUACAUUUUUUUAAAAAAGAAGACGAAAGGAGAAUGCUCCAAUCUAGUGUUCUCCUCAGGCCAAGACAUCGUCCCCAUUACAAAACAGUCCUUGGAGAGCCCAUCCGCCAGCGGGUUGGGGUCCUUGUAGAACCCUCCGCCCCAUACACCCUGUGCCAAGAUGCAAUGCUAUGAUUAAAGUCCUAAGGUCAUCUUAAUUAGCACUUCAUGAUUCCUCCAACUUCUAAUUACCUGAUAGCCACCGUUUUAUUAUAAUUAAACUGCAGUUGUCUGCUGAUCAGGGAUUGUGCUCCUCCUCAGCACUCUGUGCUCAUUCUACUGUGAAUGACAGUCAGUGGACUGAAAAUAUAGGUCGAUAGAGCUCACUUGGCAGUCUACCGGGCAUCUCUCCUCCAAACCCACUGGAAGACAAAUGAAGCAUCCAGCAGAAAUUAUGGACUUGGUUGCCAAAUACCAGAUAAGUAAAUUAUCUCCCAAAAAUGUAUAGUCUGUAUUAGAAGUAGUUUACUGGAAAAAAAAAUUAAGCCUUUAAUAAAGUAUUUUUCUUUUGCUCUCCUUCUUUAACAUAUUCCAAAGCCCAACUCUUGUAUGGAUGCUACAAUCAUCUGGGGAAAAGGAAAAUGUGCUCCCUUAGUAUGGAACCAGCCAAAUUAGAAAAGGCAAAAACAAAUUUGAAUGUCCAAAAUCUCCAGUUCCCGAACCAAAUUCAUAUACCCAAGACGUGUGGAAUGUCAAGGGGAGGACCAGCAAGACUGCAAGGCUUAAAUUAACUCAUGUGUCCCCUAAGGCUUACUUCCCACCAACUCCAGAAGCACAUUUUUAGGACACAGAGAUGGUGGCAACCAUCCAAAAUUCAUGCCAAAAAUGGAUUUUAAAAAGUAUGAACAAAAAACAUUCAUCAGACAGCCUAGAAUAAAUUUCUCCACUGAGGUACUUUCUUCCCUCAAUAAUGUUAGAUCAAAACAGGUGGGUGUGUAUUAAUCGUCAGGGGAGAGCAACACAGAAAACAGCAUGUGCUCCGCCUGGCUGUGAUUUGGACACCAGAGAAGCAGAGGUGCAUGGGAUGGGCCAUUGUUAAUUUCAUGUCUCAUUACAUGCUGUAAGUGGAUGCCAUUUUUUUAUGCCUUUGAAGGCUCUUGAUACAGGAAAACAGAAAAGGACAAAUCCCUAAGACAACUCAAACUGGGCCUUACGGUCCAACAAUUGUUCUUAUCUAAGGUUUUCCUCAGUUCAUAUGGAAGAAUCAUCCUUCCCUUGUUCUCACGCUUGCGACCUGAUGGAAACCACCUGUGAAUUAUGGCACAGCAUUUUGCACACCUGAGCCACUGCUUGCUUUUUUUUCUUAAGCUUCCUCCCUAUGUUGUUUCCGACCUUUGACAUCUAUUUCCGCUCCUACUGAACAUGUUUCAGAAUUGUUCAGGAUACCUCCUCCUGUUGUCCAUUGGUGGAAAAGCCUGUGGAGGUUUGUGGUCCCUGCCAGAAAGAGGCUAAAUAAAUCCCAAGAGGAUACUUGCUGUGCCUCUUUGCAGCAUCAGUGCAGCAAACAGGGCUGAAAACCUGCUGGGACAGCAGAAUUCUGUUUCCCCGAGAGCCCACGCACUCUGCUCCCUGAAUGGGGCACUAGUGGCAGCUUGGUCUCAUGGGUCUGCUCCUGGCCGCACAGACAACAUAAGGGCCUACCUUUGACCAAGACACCUCAGGCUGAAAUGUCCUCUCCUGUCCCUACAGCCACCAAUGGCAUUCCACUGUUUAAAUCUGUGUCCUCUGAUGUCUCAGAGGGGUUUUUUUAUUUGCCCUGCCGCUCCCCAUUUGUUUACCUUAGCUACUCAUUCUUGCUUCCAAAGUAGUCUUGUGAAUGUCCCUUCCCACAUACAGGGAAAUUGAAGGGCCAUAGUGGGAGCUACAGAGCCGUGCACUGCCCUUUGCCCAUCCCUCCAGCUGCGGAAACUUUCAUUUUUAAACUGCUGGAGAAGCUGCAUUGAAGGCAAGUCAAAGCCUCAGAGUCAGAAGACUGGACAGUGACCACCUGAGAACACAUUCUAUUUUAAUCCAUUUGAUAGCAUGUGGGAGGUUUAAGGCAUGCAGAGAGAGAGCCGGAUGAUUUUGGAGAGAGAGACUGCAAAGCAAAAGGGAGCCUUCAUCAGAGGAAGAAACCUGACUAAAGGGAUAGAAAACAGCUGAGGACCUUCACUGGUGAGCACGCGUCUCUAUAAAUAGCAGCUGAGACCCUUCCUAGAGGGAAAGGCAUCGGGUGGGGGAAGGAGGCAAUCAUAGCCUGGAAUGCUCACAGAACUCCAUAGCCAGUUGAGAGUUUCCUGUUAACUACAAAUAAUAAAAAGGUGAUAGACAGGUUGCUACUUAUCUCCUGAAACCCUUAAUCAGAGUAUGGGCCACAGCUGCUAAUAAGAUGUGUCAUGUCUGUUGUUGGGAAAUAUAUUUUCAAAACCUCACUUAGAAAAAGUGACCUUCAUUAGUCACCGCCUAAGGCCGCCAAUGUAUGCUCAGAAAUUCUAUUUCUUCCAUAUUACUAUAACUAGAAUAUCUCCCUGCAUAUUUAUAAAGUGCCUGUCGCAUGACUCCUCUGUUCAAAACCCUCAAAAGCUCCCAGUUUCACUCAGAGUAAAAGCCAAAGUCCUUUAGGAUAAUGAAAGACAAGAAAAAAAGACUAGAAGAAAGUAU
Messenger RNA from Prionailurus viverrinus (fishing cat), 10044 nucleotides. Its product is annotated as tigger transposable element-derived protein 1-like. Lineage: Eukaryota; Metazoa; Chordata; Mammalia; Carnivora; Felidae. Bases 1077 to 2855 code for a protein of 592 amino acids. The record is from RefSeq and is a predicted model, not a curated record. Gene Ontology annotation, molecular function: DNA binding. The transcript has 2 exons. Gene Ontology annotation, cellular component: nucleus.